UAGUCUACCCCAAAAAUGGCGGCGACUAACAGUAACAAAGCACCAGACGAAACGGAAGAAGAGGUGUUCCUUAUAAUUGACAGUGAUGAGGAACCAGCCCAGGAAAGUACAACAAAUACUGCGCAGAUCGAUUAUAAAUCUUUAUUUGAUGAGUUUGUAACCUACUCAAAUGACCAGUUGACAAAGAUCAAAGCUAAGGGAGCAGAGAAGAUCAAGAAGCAUCUCGUAAAAGUGUUCAAGGCUGCAAGAGAAGACUACCUCUCAUCGGAGGAGUUCAGAAAUACUAUCCAGCUGUAUCUUGCAGAACUUCAGAAUCCGGAUAUCAAAGACCAGACCAUCUUCUCGGUGGUUCGCGAUGUAUUGAUUCAUCUCAAGAAUGCUUCCAAGAAACCAAAAAAGACGAAAGGUAGCAAGGCAGAUUCAGAGGCAAAGAGGAAUGGGGAUAAUAUUGUGAGUAAUGGGAGCAUCGAGACACAUACAGCGGGUGUAAAGACUAUAAAGACAGAGCCAAUAUUUGACAGCCAUGAUAGAUCUGAAGUAUCUGGGACUAAGGAUGUGAAUGAUGCUAUGCCAACAGGAGAUGUAGAGAAAGAGGUAGCAUCUACCAGUGGAGGUGUUAGCUGUAGUGACAUCCCUAAUGGGGUUGGAAAGAAAGUGGCAGGACCUGAAGAUGCAAAGAAAGCAUCUCAAAGUUCUGAUCAAGAGAAACCAUCAUGUAGCAAAGAAAGAGGUGGCGAAAAGGAAGAAGGCGAUGUAGAUAAAGCAAAACGGCAGAAAAAUAUCAGAAGAAUGGAGAAACUGAUGGGAAGGUUAGAUAAAGAGAUCCGUAGAUACGGUGAGAAAGAACUGAGCCUGGAGGAAAUGGGUAGAGAUGAUUCGUCUCAUAUGAUUGAGCAUAAACUUAGAAAAAGAUUUGUAGAAGCCUGGCAGAAAUGGUGUAAGCUGAAGGGCCACGAGGCGAAAAAUGGACGUGGUGUAGAAAAGAAAGUUAAUUAUAGGGGUACGAGGUACCCCGAGAUCAACCUUAAAAUCAGGAAACUAGUCAAGCUUGGUACAUUUCCAGAUUUUCAUGAUGUGUUCUCUGUUAUCAAGCAGACUAAUCGGGUGAAGAAAUUAGACAUCCAUGAGCUUGAUCUGCGUCCGCUGGCUAUUGAAGUGUUUAAGGAUGUAGGGGAGCUGUUGAGUAAACGUAGAAUCAAUGACUACAUGUUCAAUCCUGGGUACGCGUCCUUCCUCGAUACGCCAGUCGACCCUGCAACUGAGGAUGCAGAGUUGAAGACGAGGUUGGAAGAGAAUGACGUCAAGAGUAAGGAGAUGAUGGACAAGGAACUGGAGAAGCACAUGCAUCUGGCCAGAGAGUUGCAUGUGCCGGGGGUCGAACCAGAGUUUGAUAGAACUAGUGAACCAGAGGUUGAUCCAGAUGGGAGUGAGGAUGACCUUGAAGAAGGAGAUUGGAUAGAAUAUGUUUCUGACUCGGAUGAAAGCCAAUCUGCAGAGCCAUCAGCGGCCAAGAGUCCCGAGACAGAUGUGACAAAGAUGGAAAUCUGUCAAGACACAAACAAUCCAAACGAAAACAAAACAGGAGAAUCUAAGAAUCAUCUGCUUGGAGAUGAGUCACUUUGUGGUGAUGAUGCGCCUCAGGCAAAAAAGAUCAAGCUUGAAAACUCUAGCAAUGAUUCUCAAGUAACAGGGAGAACAUCUGUAGCUGUAAAUGGAAUACCUCAAAGCAGUACAGAGGUCAAAUCAGCCCUUAUGUCUAAGUCAACAGAAAUCUUGCAUUCUUCUCAGGCAAUUGUGAAAACAGAAGCCGUAAGACCAGGUGUUUCCUUCAAGCCUCCAUGUGAAACCACCACUGUUAAUGUCCCCUCGCCAAGUGAACUCGGUCGUAGCUUAGCCAUGCUUCGGAAGAAGAUACUAUCGCAACCGUGUACCACCGGUAGCAAGCCCUUGCCUGCCUCUCAACAUAGGCAACCAGAAACAGUAUCCUGUAAUAAUACAAGAAAGGAAGUCAGAGUGGUAUUAGGUACAACAGAAAAAGUGCCGGUAAAUUCAAAAAAAGGAGAAACAGCAUUAAUAAAAAGAACAGGAGUAAAUUCAGGUGUAGGUGUAGGUUCCUCGGGUACUGCAAUUUUGCCCAACCAAACUGCAUUACCCAGAGUGCAUUUCAAUUCACCUUCUACAAGUUCUUCUACAGCAAAGUGUAACGGUCCAUCACGUAUAAUUCAAUUGAACGUACCGCCCUCGACGACCACAAAGCCAGGUGGUCCAUCACGUAGAAUUCAAUUGAACGUACCCGCCUCAACGACCACAAAGCCAGGUGUUCCAACACAUAGAAUUCAAUUGAACGUACCCGCCUCAACAACCACAAAGCCAGGUGUUCCAUCAGCUAGAAUGCAAUUUAGCGUACCGCCCUCGACGACCACAAAGCCAGGUGUUCCAUCACGUAGAAUUCAAUUUAGCGUACCGCCCUCGACGACGAUCACAAAGCCAGGUACACAUCCAGGUCCAGUGCAUCCCAAUAGGGUACAUGUACACACCAAUGGUAAUGCGGUGAAAAGAACUAUCAUCCCACCAAAAAGGAACUCUAAUGCUGCAACCAUUGCAACUACGAAAAGACCAGUGGCUCUUCCCCUCGGGCGUAAGAACUUCUCCCAAAAGACAUUUAGCAAGCAGUCGAAUGGCCCAAAAGGAAGCUAUAGGGAAGAUGAUGAUGGAGUUAUAGUCCUUGAGUAAGUGUCAAUCAGAGUUGUUAAUUCAUGAUCUACUAUGAUGCAUUGUAGACAUGAAUGCCAUGUACAUGUAGCCCUUCCAGUGAAGCUAAAUCUUAUCCUUCCGAGUUUAUACAGUGUACAUUUAUUUAUUUAUUUAGUGCCAACAUUUCAUUUCAAGUGGCUGACUUAUUAUUUUAAAAAUAAAUGAUAUCUUCCCUAUAAUCUUUCGGUAGGUAGUAGUUAAUGGAAAGUACCAGUACAGCGGUACUGCAAUGAAGAGCAAAGAAGUAUCAACUGCUAGACAUUAUCAUUCAUUAUUUAUGCUGUUACCACCAAUAGUCAAUUUGAUCUAUACACCUUUUUGCAGAAGUAUUACUUGAAAGCUGAUAUUGUUAAUAAUAUAGCACCAUACGGCAUGAAUACAUCUCAUUUUCAGAAUACCUAUACUUAUUCUGUGGGGUGAGGUUUCCUUUAACUUAAAUGGAAAAAACUACUUGGUAUGAACGCUAGACUUCGCCUUAUCAUUUCAGCAUUUUUAAACAAUCUCCUCUUUAUCUCAAAUUCUCAAUCCAUAUUAGCAACACAAUGGGCAUUGUAGGUCAUAGGUCAGGAGUCAAGAAUGUCAUACAUUUAUUUGAAAUUUACACAAGCAUGUACCUGUAGUCAAAUACAAAAUGAGUACAGGAGUGUUUCUAAGAUUGGCACUUGUUCAUGUUAUUACUUAUUUAUUCAUCAGUUUCAGUUUCAUUUCAUGUAAAGUAUAACGUAAAUCCCACCAGUUUGAAGAGGACAGUUGAAUUUGUUCUCAAAAUUGUUUUCAUACACCCUGUAGGACUAUUCAAUGUAUGUUAUUGUGUAAAACUAUCCUGCUCUUCUGAGUUGAAUGUCUUGAUGAAUAUUCAUGAAGUGUGCCUUCCCAUGUUUAUGAUGCAGAAUUUGACCUGGGUCGAAUUCACAGUUCACAACAACCCCAACACAUUUUUGUAAAUUUUGUUCAUGUGCACAAUUACAAGAUUAAACGGUUACUUAAAAGUCAAA
Strongylocentrotus purpuratus (purple sea urchin) is the source of this 3749-nucleotide messenger RNA. RefSeq names its product death domain-associated protein 6. The transcript is spliced from 2 exons. Gene Ontology annotation, molecular function: histone binding. Bases 16 to 2733 code for a protein of 905 amino acids. Lineage: Eukaryota; Metazoa; Echinodermata; Echinoidea; Camarodonta; Strongylocentrotidae. The record is from RefSeq and is a predicted model, not a curated record.